Parnassius apollo (apollo) is the source of this 231-nucleotide messenger RNA. NCBI's taxonomy places the organism in Eukaryota, Metazoa, Arthropoda, Insecta, Lepidoptera, Papilionidae. The record is from the annotation of a GenBank genome assembly.
AUGGAAGUCAUAAAAGAAACACCUGAACUGCUAAAUAUUUUGCAAGGAAAAGAUGUAGAAUCUUAUGACAAAGAAGUAGUUGAAAAAAUGGACAUGAAUACUGUUAAUUCUAAAUCUUUAGAAACACAGUUAGCUUUACAACAACUCACACGACUGAAAAAAAUAAAAAGAAAAGGAGCACAGAAAUGGAAUUUAAUUAUAAGGAUGAUCUUUUUGGGAAUUUCCAAUUGA